CCAUCAUCUUCGCGAUUCGCAUCAACAAUCAAUUGCACAUUUUUCAUGUCAAGUCGCCGACUCUAGUACGAUGGAUGACGAACUGUUCGACGUCUUCGACGAUAAGCCGCAGGCUCCCGUCGCGGAAAAGCCAAAGAGGAGCAAAAAGUCCAAAGACAAGAAGAGGAAGAGAAAUAGCAAUGGAGAGGUCAAGAAAGUUGCUGAAGAUGGAGCUCCGGAUGAGGAGAUGGCCGAAGCAGAACCUGUUCCAGAAGUUGAACCGGAGCAGCCUGCAAGCCAUACUUUGAUUGAAAAAAAAGAUACCAAGCGACGUCGAAUGGACCAGGAAGCUGCGCCAGUUGUCACGGAUACCUUCGAAACUGCGCAAUCGAGAGAGGUUGCUGCCGCGGCAGGACUUCAAGCAAAGGACGAUGGCGCUUUGGUCAUUCAACACAAUAUUCAACAUCAAGUCUCUCUCCCCCCAGAUUACGACUACGUCCCUAUAUCCCAGCACAAGUCACCCGAUGUCCCUGCGCGAACAUGGCCAUUCGAGCUCGAUCCCUUCCAAAAGGUUUCGAUCGCCUCGAUAGAACGAAACGAGAGUGUGUUGGUCUCUGCUCAUACCAGUGCUGGAAAGACUGUGGUCGCAGAAUACGCCAUUGCUCAAUGCUUGAAGAACAACCAGAGAGUUAUCUAUACUAGUCCAAUCAAGGCACUCAGUAAUCAGAAAUACCGAGAGUUUGCGGCCGAGUUUGGAGAUGUUGGACUUAUGACUGGAGAUGUUACUAUCAACCCUACAGCUACAUGUCUGGUCAUGACAACUGAGAUUUUGCGUUCCAUGUUAUACAGAGGUUCAGAGAUUAUGCGGGAGGUUGCUUGGGUUGUAUUCGACGAGAUUCAUUACAUGAGAGACAAGUCGAGAGGUGUGGUCUGGGAAGAAACUAUCAUCUUGUUACCGGACAAGGUUCGCUAUGUCUUUUUGUCGGCUACGAUUCCCAACGCUAUGCAAUUUGCAGAAUGGAUUACGAAAACCCAUCAACAACCAUGCCACAUUGUGUACACAGACUUCCGGCCGACCCCACUCCAGCAUUACUUCUUCCCUGCUGGGGCUGAUGGAAUUCAUCUGAUUGUUGAUGAAAAAGGCAACUUCCGAGAGGACAAUUUUCAGAAAGCCAUGGCAACUAUAGAGGACAAGAAGGGAGCAGAUCCAGCCGACAUAAACGCAAAGCAGAAGGGUCGAGGUAAGAAUAAGAAGACAAAUACUGGUGGUAACAAAGAUAAUAGCGACAUCUACAAGAUCGUACGAAUGAUUAUGUUGAAGCACUAUAACCCUGUCAUCGUCUUUAGUUUCAGCAAACGAGAGUGCGAGGCCUAUGCUCUACAAAUGAGCACCAUGGCCUUCAACGACGAUUCGGAAAAAGCCAUGGUGACCAAGGUUUUCGAAAGUGCCAUCGAAUCACUAUCAGAAGAUGAUAGAACUCUCCCACAGAUUCAGCACAUCCUGCCAUUGCUACGACGAGGUAUUGGUGUUCAUCACUCUGGACUUCUGCCAAUUUUGAAGGAAACGAUCGAAAUCUUGUUCCAGGAGAAUUUGAUCAAGGUGUUGUUCGCUACGGAGACUUUCUCUAUUGGUUUGAAUAUGCCUGCCAAGACGGUAGUCUUCACCAGUGUCCAAAAGUUUGACGGGCAAGCGAUGCGAUACUUGACACCUUCUGAGUUCGUACAAAUGUCUGGGCGUGCGGGUCGAAGAGGUCUAGAUGACAGAGGAAUUGUUAUCAUGAUGAUCAACGACAAGAUGGACCCUCCGACUGCCAAGGAAAUUGUUCGAGGGGAACAGGACAAGCUCAAUUCUGCAUUUUAUCUUGGUUACAAUAUGAUCCUCAACUUAAUGCGAGUCGAAGGAAUCUCACCAGAAUUCAUGCUGGAGCACUGUUUUUACCAAUUCCAGAACACAUCAGGUGUUUCGGGUCUUGAGAAGGAUCUUCAUGAUUUGCAGAUUGAACGAGAUAGCGUUGAAAUUCAAGACGAGGCCAUUAUUAAGGAUUAUUACGACCUCCGAAAGCAACUCGAUACCUAUACAAAGGACAUGCGCGACGUCAUCAACCACCCAAACUACUGCCUGCAAUUCAUGCAGCCAGGAAGAGUUGUUCAUAUCAAGUUCAAUGAUCACGAUUUUGGAUGGGGUGCUGUCGUCAAGUUUACCCAGCGGAAACCAGGAAAGGGAGAAAGUAAUGACAGCAUUCCACCACAACAAUCAUAUAUCUUGGACGUGCUGUUAGUGGUCUCUGAUAAUUCCGCUAAAGUAGGCGGCGCCACCACAACCGAUCUUCCUUCUGGUGUCUCACCCUCAGAUGAGAAUGAUAAAGGCAAAAUGGAGAUCGUCCCGGUAUUUUUGUCGUGCAUUGCAGCGAUCGGCCAUGUUCGCAUAUUCUUACCGAAAGAUCUCAACCCAGUUAGCGAGAGAAAUACGGUUCGGAAAUCUCUCGAAGAAGUCCAACGCAGAUUCCCUGACGGAAUUGCUAUUUUGGACCCCAUUGAUAAUAUGGGCAUCACAGAUGCUUCUUUCUUGAGAUUACUUCGCAAAAUUGAAGUCCUCGAGUCUCGUCUACUAUCGAACCCUCUCCAUAAUUCUCCUAGAUUGACGGAGCUUUUCAAUCAGUAUGGCGAGAAGAUGAAGAUCGGCACCAAGAUCAAGGAUAAGAAGAAGGCCAUCACAGCCGCCUUGAGUAUCAUGCAAUUAGACGAGCUCAAGUCCCGGAAGCGUGUUCUACGUCGGUUGGGUUUCAUCAACGACCAAGAGGUGGUGGAGCUAAAGGCACGUGUGGCAUGUGAGAUAUCCACAGGUGAUGGUCAUGAAUGUCUUCUUGCCGAGCUGCUUUUCAAUAGAUUCUUUAACGAAAUGACACCCGAGGUAUGUGCCGCUGUACUCUCCUGCUUCAUUUUCGAAGAGAAGAGUCAGGCACCGCCUCUGAAAGAAGAACUAGCAAGGCAUUUUAAAGACAUUCAAACCCAGGCAAGAAUCAUUGCCAAAGUCAGCCAGGAGAGUAAAUUGAAGGUCAACGAGGAUGAGUACGUUGAGAGCUUCAAAUGGCAACUUAUGGAUGUUGUUUUUGCGUGGGCCAAUGGAAAGCCUUUUUCUGAAAUCUGGUAAGUCUUCAAUUGCAUUAUUCACACCUGUUCUCAGCUAACAAUUUCACCAGUAAAAUGACAGAAGUUUACGAGGGUUCUCUCAUUCGUCUAUUCCGCCGUCUUGAAGAAUUGCUCCGACAAAUGGCACAAGCUGCUAAAGUCAUGGGCUCAGAGGAAUUAUCAACAAAGUUCGAAGAGUCACUUACUAAGAUUAGACGCGAUAUCGUUGCUGCACAAAGUUUGUACUUGUAGGUCACCUCAUCUUCCGUGCGUACAUAUGCGCGCGAGGGUGACGAAAUGGGAGCGACGACGGAAAAGCAAUGCAUGGCCGGAUGGCUGCUUGGAGUUUGGAGUUUGUUAUCAUGUUUUAUACCUCGAGGCCAGGUUGAUUUGAUUUUCGAAAGAAGGGGCUUGUUCUAUGUACAGGGCGGUCCGAUUUUGCCAUUCAGGCUACUAUUAGAUGAUAUUGUUGCAUGAGAUUCCGUGCGGGAGUUUUUUUUUUCUUUUUCUGUCUUUGUUUCUUUCUCUUUUUCAGCUCCUGAUAUUGACUUCUCUCUGCUUUUCUUUUCAUCGGGCCUGUCGAGUAGAAUGAAUACUUGGUACGUGGGCCUCGAGGUAAGUUACAUUCAUGCAGGUAGAAUAUGCAGUUUGGCAGUUUGCAGUGACAAAUUAUGAUGAUGAAUUUACUCAUGACGUUUCCC
Messenger RNA from Hymenoscyphus albidus, 3809 nucleotides. Lineage: Eukaryota; Fungi; Ascomycota; Leotiomycetes; Helotiales; Helotiaceae. The record is from the annotation of a GenBank genome assembly.